UUUGGCGGCUUGGGAGAGGUGUGGGAGAGUCGGGGACAGCGACGCAUAAGUGUUGUCGUGCCAGGUUUUUGUGAGAGAUGGGAAAGGGGGAGACAUAUUGGUCGAUCGGUUGUAUACUAAUAGCUGUAGUUGUGUGGUGUGUUGAUGGGUUGUUGAGUGAGGAAUGGGGGAUGUGAGUAGGAUGGAAUGGUUAGUGAGUGCUCAUCUUUAUAUCUUUUAUUUAGAUACUUUAGAGGAACUAGCAAGUACAAAUUGUAGUAUAGUGGAAUACAUAUUCGCAACUCUGACUCUCAACUCCCAAGUACAAAAAUGGGCCCGGAUUAGGGCAAAUUGAAGCUGUACAAAAUGUCCCGCCCGACGCCCUCACUAACCCAACCACCGCAUCUCAUUCGCCCAUCUCAUUUAUCGACACGCUGACAAAUGAACAGCGGAGUCCUCCAACAUCGGAGCAGUUACAAAAUGAAGAGCCCGACAUACACGUUGCACUACCCAUCUCCGAAAGGGCUAGAAACAAAAUGUACACUGGAGAAAACGAAGCCGAAAAUCAAACCCAAGCGCUGCCCAUCCUCCGCUGCGCGCUAUGUAACAAACCAUUCGAUAAGCAAUCAACACUUAAGCGCCAUGGUUAUUACUGUCGCUCCCGGCGAACCGGACAUGCGAACCGGAAUCGCUCAUGUAUACCCUGCGCAAAGGCUAAGGCGCGGUGCGAUGGUCGGCGGCCGGUGUGUUCGAGGUGUGCUGGGCGGGCAGCGGACUGUUGCUAUCCGGCGGGAACGGGAGUGAGUGCGAGUGUGACUGCGAGGAGUGAUCGAAAUCAGCAGGCGAAGACGCCCACAUCAACGGAUUCAGGAUCGAGUGAGAGUCAGGACGCGACUCCAGAUCACCUGGUCGUUAUGGAUCCCGAAAUUGAGACCGAGACUGCAAAUUUAAAUUCGAAUGCCAACCUCGGGCUCGGGUUCGAGAUUGGAGGCGAGUAUCUCCCCUGGGAUGAUAUCGAUAUCGACUUUACGGACUUUCUCAACCUACCGGGCAACACAAUGAGCUUGAAUUCGAACGGGGUUAUGGCUGCUAAGGAUAUUCAAUACCCGUCACCAAGCUCGAGUUCAUCAAUACCUGUCCAAGUAUCUCCCGAGACAAUUCAACGGCCCCCGGAGAUGCAGCAGAAUACGCCACUCCCGCCUGCUAUAACCACCCUCCCCCGCCUCCUCGUCCCGCGCCCAACACCCAAACGGGGCGCACAGAGAGCCACAGCGCUCAUACAGCACACGCUGAAGUCCUAUCUCGGACAUCUGCGACAUGACACGCUGCCACCGUUUAUCCAUCCGCUUUCUGGACCAGCUGACCUCAGCAAGAGCGAUAGCCCUAACAACCGCACGAGCCCAUUAACAAGGUGCAUCGACUGGAUCCGGAAACCAUCUAGCAAGGGUACUACAGGCCAAGCAUUGUUCUGGGGUAAUGUUCGAGGUGAAUGUGAAUGGUUAUGUGCUGAGUACUCUAAACUAGACCGCAGUCAGCUUCUCAGCGCAAUGCAAGCCGUCGCAUUCUACAUUCUACUCCGGAUCGAUGAGGGCGAAACAGAGUAUAACAACCUCGACUUUCUCCUCCUUGCCACAGUGACUGUCCUCGCGAAGCAAAUCACCUGGGAUUCUCUCGAUUCCUUGCAUCCUCCGCCCCAACCCUAUACCGAGUCGCAAUCCCCGGCUGAGAUUGAUACCGCGUGGAAGGAAUGGGUUUUCGAAGAAUCGCGAAGAAGACUUGCAGUAAUCUACCGCAUAAUAAACAUCCUUGUGUACUUCGAGCCAGCGGCGCGAUGCGACCUACCCAAGGACCUGGUCUUCGCACCGCUCCCGGCAAAGAAACAGCUCUGGGAGGCAUUGGAUGCCGCGGCGUGGAAGCGAGAAGUUGAUAGGGAUCCAAAGGGCCAGACGGUGUUUGGGUUGGUUGAUAGUGGGGAACUGAUUAAAUUUGAGGUUCACCGGGACCAGAACCAGGACCAAGAGGAUGGUGAGGGGGUUGAUGAUAGAAAUGGAGACAAAGAUAGCUCCCAAGAUACUACUAGUAGGAGAAAGGGAAGGGGAAAAGCAAGAGGAAAGGUCUUAACCCGACACGAGGACCUCCUCCUGCAAGUUUCUACGAGUGAAAACGGGAAAUCGUUGGUGCGGACCGAGGUGGGCUGGGAAGAGUGGUGUGAGGGGAUGGAUGGGUUUGGGAGUAUUGUGCUGCUUGUCGCUUCGAUGGUUGCUUAAUCUGGACUGCUCCUUACAUUGAGUGUGGGCUAGGGCUGGAGGAUGGAGAACGCUCUAAUCUCUCAUGAUGGAUUUUAAUGGGGUCUAUCUACAAACCCCAGGAUCCGUUAUCGAGAUUAGGGUUGGGAUCUUGGUUAAAUAUGCAGCAAACCCCGCGUCAUUACAGCACCCAAUGUAGUUGAAUAAUAGGUUGCUACCUUCAUUGCAUCUGCUGUCUUCGUUGGAGCCAAACGGCACGCCUAAUGUCGCUCAAGCUCCUCUAUCAAUUUACUCCGG
Molecule: messenger RNA, 2522 nt
Organism: Aspergillus calidoustus
Lineage: Eukaryota; Fungi; Ascomycota; Eurotiomycetes; Eurotiales; Aspergillaceae
Source: the annotation of a GenBank genome assembly